This is a messenger RNA of Mesitornis unicolor (brown roatelo), 760 nucleotides long. It is a transcript of the gene DHODH, whose product is annotated as dihydroorotate dehydrogenase (quinone). Gene Ontology annotation, molecular function: dihydroorotate dehydrogenase activity. The transcript is spliced from 6 exons. NCBI's taxonomy places the organism in Eukaryota, Metazoa, Chordata, Aves, Mesitornithiformes, Mesitornithidae. Gene Ontology annotation, cellular component: cytoplasm; mitochondrial inner membrane. Gene Ontology annotation, biological process: pyrimidine ribonucleotide biosynthetic process; 'de novo' pyrimidine nucleobase biosynthetic process. The annotation marks the transcript as partial. The record is from RefSeq and is a predicted model, not a curated record.
GUACGGAUUCAACAGCCACGGCCACGCUGCAGUGGAGCGCAGGCUGCGGGCACGCCAGGAAACACAGCUCAGGCUCACUAGUGCGGGGAUGCCCCUCGGAGUCAACCUGGGCAAGAACAAGAGCUCUGCCGAUGCCACGGCUGACUACGUGGCUGGGGUCCGGACAUUGGGCCCCUUGGCUGACUACUUGGUUGUGAACGUGUCCAGCCCCAACACCCCAGGGCUGCGGGACCUGCAGGGCAAGUCCAAGCUGCGGGAGCUGCUGACCAAGGUGCUGGCAGAAAGGGAUGCGCUGCCCUGUGAGCGCAAGCCAGCAGUGCUGGUGAAGGUUGCCCCCGACCUCACUGCGCAGGACAAGCAGGACAUUGCUAGCGUUGUCUGUGAGCUGGGUGUGGAUGGGCUGAUUGUCAGCAACACCACCGUGAGCCGCCCCAGCAGCCUCCAGAGCCGGCAGCGCAUGGAGCCCGGGGGCCUCAGCGGGAAGCCCCUGCGGGAGCUUUCCACACAGACCAUCAGGGAGAUGUACGCCCUCACCCAAGGCCGGGUGCCCAUCGUUGGGGUGGGGGGCGUGAGCAGCGGGUGUGAUGCCCUGGAGAAGAUCCGCGCUGGAGCCUCACUGGUGCAGAUGUACACGGCACUCGUGUACCACGGCCCAACGGUGGUGGGGACGGUGAAGCAGGAGCUGGAGGAGCUGCUGAGGGAGCAGGGGUUCAGAAGCGUCAUGGAUGCGGUCGGAGCAGAUCACCGGUGCUGAUGCUGC